AUGAGUAAGCCUCGGCGUGUUUCAUGGAUGUCAAAUCCACUCACUUGGUUUACACAAGGCAGCGAUUCAGACCCUGCUGCUGCUGCUGCUGCUGCUGCUGCUGCUGGACCGCAGCAGCAGCAGCAACAGCAGCAGCAGCAGCAGCAGCAGCAGCAGCAGCAGCAGCAGCAGCAGCAUAUGCUGGAGGGUAUAAUGUCUUCAUCAAUAUUUUCUGCUGCUUCUUCUUCUUCCUUUAGCACAUCUCCUCAGCUAGCAGCAGCAGCAGCAGCAGCGACCGCAGCAGCAGCAGCAGCAACAGCAGCAGCAGCAACAGCAGCAGCAGCAGCAGCAGCAGCAGCAGCAGCAGCAUAUGCUGGAGGGUAUAAUGUCUUCAUCUAUAUUUUCUGCUGCUUCUUCUUCUUCCUUUAG
Eimeria mitis is the source of this 408-nucleotide messenger RNA. RefSeq lists its product as uncharacterized. NCBI's taxonomy places the organism in Eukaryota, Apicomplexa, Conoidasida, Eucoccidiorida, Eimeriidae. The transcript is spliced from 2 exons. The coding region runs from base 1 to 408 and encodes 135 amino acids. The record is from RefSeq and is a predicted model, not a curated record.